Molecule: messenger RNA, 597 nt
Organism: Physella acuta
Lineage: Eukaryota; Metazoa; Mollusca; Gastropoda; Physidae
Product: mitogen-activated protein kinase kinase kinase 3-like
Biological process (GO): protein phosphorylation
Molecular function (GO): ATP binding; protein kinase activity
Source: RefSeq, a predicted model, not a curated record
CAAAGAAAGGAAUAUGAUUUAAUUUUAUUUCUGGAGUACAUACAAAUGGGAACUCUCUCCACGUUCAUCAAACAACAUACACAUCUCAAUGAAUAUGUGACAAGACAGUUUACCAUUCAAAUUCUUGAAGGCGUGAAAUAUUUGCAUGAAAAUAACAUCUUGCAUUUGGACAUCAAAGGUAGCAACAUUUUAAUGGUUGACGAGUCAAACAUCAAACUAACUGACUUCGGUCUCUCAACGAUAUUUUGUGAGGAAGAAGGUGUUGAAGCAGAAAGGGGCACAACUCGAUUCAUGGCACCAGAGAUGAUUAACUGCCCUGAUGGGAGAAUAUUUAAGAACGCUUGUAGCCUGGAUAUAUGGAGCGUAGGCAGUACUGUUGUAGAGAUGAUAACUGGAUCACCUCCAAACUCAACAACAACAUCAGUCAGGGUCCUGUUUAAAAUGGCUACUCUACAGAAACCGAAAUAUCAACUACCCGCAAAUGCGUCAAAACAUCUGAAAGAUUUUCUUGAAAAGACUUUUAAACCAGAGCCAGAAAAAAGACCAUCUGCUGAAACUUUGCUGAAAGAAGACCCUUUUAUAACUGGUUAAGUGUUA